Messenger RNA from Dothidotthia symphoricarpi CBS 119687, 3349 nucleotides. RefSeq names its product ARM repeat-containing protein. Gene Ontology annotation, molecular function: mRNA binding. The transcript has 7 exons. Gene Ontology annotation, biological process: post-transcriptional regulation of gene expression. Bases 278 to 3349 code for a protein of 1023 amino acids. NCBI's taxonomy places the organism in Eukaryota, Fungi, Ascomycota, Dothideomycetes, Pleosporales, Dothidotthiaceae. Gene Ontology annotation, cellular component: cytoplasm. The record is from RefSeq and is a predicted model, not a curated record.
CCACCACAUCCAUACUGUAUUGUACGUGUAUUUGUGUCUCGAACCCACGUCUGUGAACGGCUGGCCUCGUUGACCUUUCCUUCGUCUGUCCUUCCCAUAACCCGCGCGGGUCUGGUGCCCAGAUCACACACGGCCCACCAUCCAGACCCACCUGCGACAUCCCUCCGCGAACCUCUCUCUCCACUCCCGCCAACGUCUGUCCCAUAGAAAAUCGUAGUUUCAAGGGCACCAAGGGCACCCGCCCUGUGUAAGAUUUGUUAUUGUAUUUCUAGUCAAAAUGGCCUAUCCUACUGGCAUGGGGGACCGCAGCGGCCUCCGGUCUCCCCGUGAGGAAUCGUCUUUCGCUCCCUUAAAUCUCGCGAACCCGAUGCGCAACAACGUGCCCGGCGAUGGGCGCGGCCAGCUGACGCGACGCUUCACCACGAAUAACAUUCCCACCAUGAACACACCGUUGUCGCCAAUUGGUCAGCAGCGUAGACAGGCGGUUGAGCCGGCCGAGUUCACCACGGCGACGUAUCACAAGCUUCAAGUGCUUGAGAAGAAGAAGCUUGAGUACGAAUAUCUAAAAGAACAACGACGUCGUUUCGAGGCUGAGAUGGAGCUCAUUGAUUUGCAGUCUCGUCGCGGCGAAGAAGAAAUUCAGCGCCUUGCUACUGAAGUCCGUUACGGCAAGCCCGCACACAGCCAGCCCACCACCCCACCUGAGUUUAGCGAGGGCAAGGGGUUUCCUACUGCCUUUUCGCGUCCGAACCGCUUCAGCAUGUCCAGCAUCAACCCCGGUAUGACUACCCCUCGUGGUAGCCGUGCCAACUCCCAGGUCAUUUCUCCGCCGGCUACCUUCUUUGGCAACGGCAACCUGCCCUCUCAGUCCAUGCCGGGCACGCGCCGCAACUCCGACGAAGACCAUGACGACUUUGACAAUGACGACUUUACCCCUCUGAGCCCAGUUACGCGCAACAGGAACAAUCGCAUGUCUAUGCCUGUCACCGGUCUCGAUCUUCGCGGCCGUGAUAACCUUCCGGAUCUGGCUUCCGUUCUUGGCCAUAUCGACACUACAGGCUACCUAUUCGGCGACGAGGACAAGGAGCAUAACCCAGUGGCUUCUCCAGACCACAAGUCCUAUCUCCAGAUGGGCAACACGGAUGACAAGUUCCCCAUCUUGGUCCGUCGCGAUGGCGCUGGUAAUGGUACGAAACUCUCUGCAUCUUCCGCUGCUCUUGAUUUGGCCCUAUCACAAUCCCCUGUCCCGGAAGCCCAGUCCAGUGGUUGGCAUGGAUACCGUCACCGUCAAGCUCAGCAGUCGCUCCCUACUAACACAUUCCGUAAAGCCUCCCAGGUUGACGAGUACGAGAUUGGCCAGAGCAACGGCAACACCGACACCACCCCCACCAAGACCAUGAUCAACAACCGCCGCUCAGUUGAGUUCAACUUCGGCUCGAUGAACUCGGACUCCAAGCGCUCAAGCUUCGCUAGCCCCACCAACAGUAUGCCGAAACUGACCCAGUCCUUUUCCGCCAGUGAUGUCCCGACCCUGAAGAACGGCAGCGGCGGGAAUGGCACGAACGGGACUGGAUUCAACACGCACGCCGAGCAGCACCUGCACAACCAUAAUGCCAAUCUUGGUCGCAUCCCUCCUAACGUUGCCUCCAACCGUCACAGCCGUGAUAUGUCAUCCGGUUUCAAGGAGCAAGAGUAUCGCCCUGUGCAGUCUGGCCUCCAUGCGAGCGCUGCGCCUUUCGGCCCUUCCAUGACAUCGGGCGCUACCAUGAACGGCAACAUCACGUCCCCUGCCAUGUCUCAGUACUCGACUACUUCGACUCCUACUGCCCCGUACUAUGGAUAUGGCAUGUCAAUGGUCAACGGUGCCAUGAAUGGCCUCUCCCUUGGACAUGGCCCGCAAAUGAACGGCCCUCCUGUUUACAACCAUAACGCCAUGUAUGGCGGUGGUGUGCAGUACUACAACCCUUACUCUUCGUAUGGCCCCAACGGUCGGGUCCAGGACAGCCAGGCUCGCGUCAUUCAGAGCCGUCGUCUGCAGAAUGAUGCAAAUCGCUUCAUGAACUACGACUUGAAGACUAUGCCGCGUCACGAGAUCUACAGCCUGUGCAAGGACCAGCACGGUUGCCGCUUCCUCCAGAAGAAGCUCGAGGAGCAUAACCCAGAGCACAUGCAGAUCAUCUUUGAUGAGACUGCUCCUCAUGUUGUUGAGCUCAUGACUGCAGAUCCUUUCGGCAACUACCUCUGCCAGAAGCUCUUGGAGUACGCCAACGACGAGCAGCGCAACACCCUCGUCCGCAACGCUGCCCCGGCAAUGGUCUCCAUCGCUCUCAACCAGCAUGGUACUCGCGCUCUGCAGAAGAUGAUCGAGUUUAUCUCCACCGAAGAGCAGACUGAGGUGAUCAUCCAGGCUUUGUCUGGCCAGGUCGUCGAUCUCAUCCAGGACCUCAACGGCAACCACGUCAUCCAGAAGUGCUUGAACCAUCUCAAAUCGUCGGAAGCGCAGUUCAUCUUUGAUGCUGUCGGUCAGCACUGCGUCACCGUCGGCACUCAUCGUCACGGCUGCUGUGUUCUCCAGCGCUGCAUCGAUCACGCUUCUGGCUUCCAGAAAGUCAAUCUUGUUCGCCAGAUCACUGCUCACAGCUUCCACCUCGUCCAAGAUCCUUUCGGCAAUUACGUCGUUCAGUACAUUCUUGAUCUGAAUGAUCCCAACUUCACGGCGCCGAUGUGUGAGGGCUUCCGCGGCAAGAUCACCGAACUCUCGAAGCAAAAGUUCAGCUCCAACGUUAUCGAGAAGUGCAUCCGUUGCGCAGACAUGGGAUCCAAGGCUAUGAUGAUCGCCGAGCUCCUCAACGUUGAAGAGCUUGAGAAGCUCAUGCGCGACUCCUAUGGCAACUACGUGAUCCAGACCGCCCUUGAGUUCGCUCCCCCGGAAUUGUGCCUGCAUCUUAUCGAGAUGAUGCGCCCUAUCCUGCCGCAGAUCCGCCAGACACCGUAUGGCCGUCGCAUUCAGAGCAAGGUUCAGGAACGCGAGGGCCGUCUUGCUGCCUUUACUGGUCGCGCUUCUGGUCAGGUAUCUGGUCAGGUUUCCCCGCACAACGUUUCGACGCGUCAAUCCCCCGAAUCAAGUUCUGCGUUUGCUAGCCAAGUCCCCAGCUCGUCUGGUUAUCAGUCUCCGAUGUACACCGCUACUGCCAACUAUGGUUCCAACAUCGCGUCACCUCAGCCGCACCGUGCCCCGCACCGCUUGAGCAACCCGCCUAUGCCGAACCACUUGCACAAUCCUGUGCAAAACCAGGCCUACCAGCAGUACGGCAUCUCUCAGUCCAGCGGAAUGGGAAGCUUCUUCUAA